This is a messenger RNA of Nerophis lumbriciformis (worm pipefish), 1536 nucleotides long. Lineage: Eukaryota; Metazoa; Chordata; Actinopteri; Syngnathiformes; Syngnathidae. The record is from RefSeq and is a predicted model, not a curated record.
AUGGGGAGCACGCCGGGCCCAGUUCAGAUCGUGACGGUGUGCAAGGAAGAUCACUCGUUCGCACUGGACGAAAAGGCGCUGGAGCGCGUCCUCCUGUCGCCAGUCGUGCGAGACAAGGACGUGGUGGUGCUUUCGGUGGCCGGUGCCUUCAGGAAGGGCAAGAGCUUCCUGCUUGACUUUAUGCUUCGCUACAUGUAUAGAAAGGGUGAUGAAAACUGGCUGGGCCGUGAUGACGAGCCGUUGACGGGAUUCUCUUGGCGAGGUGGCUCGGAGCCCGAGACCACUGGCAUCCAGAUCUGGAGCGAGGUCUUCCCCAUCCGGAAGAGUGAUGGAACCGAGGUAGCAGUAGUGCUGAUGGACACUCAAGGAGCAUUUGAUAACCAGUCCACAGUCAAAGACUGUGCAACCAUUUUCGCCCUGAGCACUAUGACCAGUUCCAUUCAGAUCUACAAUCUGUCUCAGAACAUCCAAGAAGACGACCUGCAGCAAUUACAGCUGUUCACAGAAUACGGCCGCCUGGCUUUGGAUGAGAUAUUCCUGAAACCCUUCCAGUCCUUGAUGUUCCUCAUCCGCGAUUGGAGCUUUCCUUAUGAGUACACAUAUGGCUUUAAAGGAGGCAACGAAUUCCUGGAUAAACGGUUACAGGUAAAGGAAGCCCAGCACGAGGAGCUGCAAACAGUCAGGGAGCACAUCCACUCGUGCUUCACCAACAUUUCCUGCUUCCUGCUGCCACACCCUGGUUUGAAAGUUGCAACCAGUCCUACUUUUGAGGGACAACUAAAUGCCGUGGCACCCGAGUUCAAAGAGCAGCUGAAGAUUUUGAUCCCCAAUCUGCUGCAUCCUGACAACCUGGCUGAGAAGGAGAUCAAUGGAAACAAAGUCACCUGCAGAGGCCUACUCGAGUAUUUCAAGGCUUACAUCAAGAUUUACCAAGGGGAAGAUUUACCUCAGCCUAAGAGUAUGCUCAUGGCCACAGCGGAGGCUAACAACUUAGCGGCCGUAGCGGGAAGUAAAGAUCAAUAUUACAGGAACAUGGAGAAGAUGUGCGGAGGAGACCUUCCCUACGUGUCACCUGAGUCGCUGGAAGAGAAGCACCGGUUUUACUUCAAGGAGGCUCUCUAUACCUUCUCCUCCACCAAGAAGAUGGGCGGCCAAGAGUUCUGCGACCGCUACCAAGCGCAACUGGAGAAGGAGCUGGAGGAGAUGUGGGAGUCGUUCAGUAAGCACAACGAGUCUAAGAAUCUGUUCAGCGCCUUCCGAACUCCAGCAGUGCUCUUCGUUCUGGUGUGCAUCCUCUAUAUUUUGUCGGGAAUCCUGCUCUUCGUUGGAUUGACCACCUUGGCCCUGGUGUGCGACUGCGUCCUGGGUCUGGUCAUGAUGGCCAUGCUGACGUGGGGCUUCAUUCGAUAUUCGGGCCGCUACCGCGACGUAGGCGGAGCCAUCGACCAGGCGGCGGGCGCUGUUCUGGAGCAGGCGACGGUGGCGCUGAACAAGUCGAGAGGGCAGAACCUGCCUAACGUGAAGAAAUCCAGCUAG